Lachancea sp. 'fantastica' is the source of this 1185-nucleotide messenger RNA. Lineage: Eukaryota; Fungi; Ascomycota; Saccharomycetes; Saccharomycetales; Saccharomycetaceae. The record is from the annotation of a GenBank genome assembly.
AUGUCUUUAGAAAGAGAAGAACCCAGCCAUUUCGGUGCUGGCCCAGCUCAAUUGCCCACCAACGUCCUGCAGCAAGCUGCUAAAGAUUUGGUCAAUUACCAAGGCAUCGGACUUGGAAUUGGUGAAAUUUCACACCGUUCAAGCGAUGCUACGAAGGUUAUCGACAACACUAAGGAAAAUUUGCGUAAAUUGAUGAAUAUCCCCGACUCUCAUGAAGUCUUCUUCAUGCAAGGUGGUGGAACAACUGGAUUUUCAUCGAUAGCCACCAACCUUACUGCUGCCCACGUUGGUAAGACGGGCUCCAAGGGUACUGCAGGAUAUUUGAUCACCGGGUCCUGGUCUGCCAAAUCCUUGGAGGAGGCUCAAAGACUGGGAAUUGAUGCAGAAGCUCUCUUCAAUGCUAAGGAUUUCAACAAAGGGAAAUUCGGCACAAUCCCUGCAGAUGCUGAAUGGGCCGAUAAGUUAAAGUCCAAGGACUACUCUUACGUUUAUCUCUGUGAGAACGAAACUGUACACGGUGUUGAGUGGCCGCAAUUACCAAAGGCGCUAACAGAAUCAGACGUUGAAAUUGUGGCAGAUUUAUCAAGCGACAUUCUUUCUCGCGAGAUUGACGUUUCUCAAUACGGUGUAAUCAUGGCCGGUGCUCAAAAAAACAUCGGACUUGCUGGCCUCACCAUUUACAUUAUCAAAAAAUCGAUUCUAGAUAAUAUUUCUGCCGCUUCUUUGGACAAACUGCGUCAACUAGGAGUCCCCAUUACUCCUAUUGCUUUCGAAUAUCCAACAGUUGUGAAAAAUAACUCUGCUUACAAUACCAUUCCAAUUUUCACGCUUCAUAUUGUUGACUUGGUUCUGCGCCAGAUUAUUGCCAAGGGUGGUGUUGCUGCCCAACAAAAGGAGAAUGAACUCAAAGCAGAACUGCUUUACACUGCGCUAGACAAGUAUCCUGAAUUUUAUGCUGUUCCCGUGGCUAAGGAAUGCAGAUCGAAAAUGAACGUUGUGUUUACUUUGAAAAAGGAAGGACUGGACAAACAAUUUUUGGACGGAGCUGCAGCUCUUAAGCUUACAGGCUUGAAGGGUCAUAGAUCGGUAGGCGGAUUUAGAGCUUCCAUUUACAACGCAGUUUCAGUGGAAAGCACCAGAACUCUCGCACAGUUCAUUGACGACUUUGCUUCCAAGAACGCCUAA